AUUUUUUCAACUUUAUUUAUUUACUCCUCCUUUUCCUGCAAAACCCUAAUUUCAUAUUUCACGCCGGAGAAUUUGUGAACCAGAAUUGUUAUUUUUCUCUGUAAUUGUAGAUUUUUUUUUUGCCAAAAAUUGUGUUAUUUUUUUGAAGCUCUUUCCGCUCUCAGCAAUGGUGGAGAUUUGAUUUUGAGCUACAGUGUCACGUCUUUCUCGGAGUUCAAAACGGUUCAAAAUUCUGCUUCUGGGUUUUCACCAUUUCAGGCAAAAGUUUCUAUUUUUGAAGUUUUUAUGUGCAGCUACAACUUUUUCUGAGCCCAGACGUCAUUGUACUGUUUCUGGGCACGUUAGUUCUGCAUUCAAGUACAUUUGUCCUAACUAAGUUCAACUUUUUUCAAAAUUUUCCGUUGUUUAGAGUUUGUGAACGCUUGAAUCUCGAAUGGGUGGGAUUUAAGCGUGUUUUAAGGUUUUGGGGUGUCUUAGUUUUUCUCUGAUUCACUUAAAAAUGGAGGAAAGAGAAAUUUUUAGUUCUGGCCAUGUGGUUAAGGUUGUCGAGGCCCCCCAGAGCUUCCACGUGGCACUAAACUCAGUGCAGUUUCCCGGGCCCACAGUGGAGUCGCCGGUGCCUGCUCCUGCGCCGGCGAGUGCUCCGGUGGUGACUUCCGGUAGUACGGAUGGGAAGAAGAAGAGGGGCAGGCCUAGGAAGUAUGGACCAGACGGCAAGCUGGCGCUGUCGCCGAUGCCGAUAUCGGCAUCGAUUCCGUUGACCGGAGACUUUUCAUCCUGGAAAAGGGGUAGAGGAAAGCCGUACGAGUCAAUCAAGAAGUCUUUCAAGUUUUAUGAAGUUGAAGGUCAAGGUGCAGGACCAGGUGAUGGAAUUGCAUACUCCGUAGGUGCCAAUUUCACACCUCACAUCCUUACAGUAAAUGCUGGCGAGGAUGUUACUAUGAAGAUUAUGUCCUUCUCUCAACAAGGAUGUCGAGCCAUUUGCAUUCUCUCUGCAAAUGGCACAAUUUCAAAUGUCACACUACGCCAACCAUCUUCUUCUGGUGGUACUUUAACAUACGAGGGGCGGUUUGAAAUUCUUUCCUUGACUGGUUCAUAUAUGCCAACUGAGAAUGGAUUCACAAGGAGCAGAUCUGGUGGGAUGAGCAUCUCUUUGGCCAGUCCUGAUGGUCGAGUAAUGGGGGGUGGACUUGCUGGUUUGCUGGUAGCUGCAGGUCCAGUGCAGGUUGUUGUGGCUAGUUUUCUUCCUGGUCACCAGCUGGAGCAGAAACCAAAGAAGCCGAGGGUGGAGCCAAUAUCAAUGGUUGCCCCUACACAUGUCAAUCCUACUUCUGCUGAAGAAAUAAGAAUUGGUACUGGAGGAGUAAAGCCAAUCAUGACACCAACUGCGUUUCAAGUGGAAAACCUUUUUAGCAAUGGUCAAGGCUCUAGGAGCUCACCUUCUGAUGAUGAAACUUCUUUCCCUGAAAAUGAGUCUAACCCCAGCCAUGCAGAUGCUGGAGUUGUAUGCUAAACAUGUUCUGAAGAGUCAAACCCCAUUUGGACUCACUCAUGCUUGACUGAUGCUGACAAUUAACUUGACAAAAGGCUUAUAGUGGGAUAAGUGUCAGGUUGGUUUUGACUUGAGAAAUUGUUCUCUUUGGUGAUAGGUAUUAGUGUUAGGAAAUCUAUUUGUUAGGUUUUCCAUGUUUCUGUUCUCAUGAUGCGUAUCAAAUAUUGUUUACUCAUCAUAGUUGUAGAAGGUAGAUGUAGGAUAUAUGUUGUGCCACGUUCUUGUUAGAUUUUAUUAGAUUGUUUGAAAUGAGUGCAUUUGGGUGCUUUCUAAACUGUAACCUAACGAUAUUAUUUGUUGUGAAGGAGGAAAUUACAUUUUAGCAUUUGUUA
This is a messenger RNA of Cajanus cajan (pigeon pea), 1884 nucleotides long. RefSeq names its product AT-hook motif nuclear-localized protein 6. The record is from RefSeq and is a predicted model, not a curated record. Lineage: Eukaryota; Viridiplantae; Streptophyta; Magnoliopsida; Fabales; Fabaceae. Gene Ontology annotation, molecular function: minor groove of adenine-thymine-rich DNA binding.